AUGCACUCAACACUAGACAUCCCAUUCCUAAACGCCAACCCCACACCAAAUCGAACCAUCAUAAUCGGCGGGGGCAUCGUCGGCGCAUCCCUCGCCUUCCACCUCUCCACCAAAAGCGCACACCACAUCGUCCUCAUCGACAAAGACCUUCAGACACAACUAGGCUCAACAGGCCACGCCCCAGGCUUUGUCGGCCAACUGAACGAGUCUCCCGUCUUGACCAGACUCGCCCAAGAUACCGUAUCUGAUUACCUCUCCAUCCCGGGCGGAUUCAACACCGUCGGUGGGUUGGAACUCACAUCCACACCGUCAGGGUUGGAGACGUUACGUCGGAGACGGGAUUUGGCGAAGGAGGCGGGGUUACCGGCUGAGCUUGUCGAGCCGGAGGAGGCCGCUUCUCUUGCCCCGAAUUUCGUUGAUGGAAGCUCGGUAGCGGGGGGAUUGUUUUUCGCAUCGGAUGGGACUGCUGAUGCGAAGGUUAUCACGUCGUAUUAUCUCGAGCACGCUCGGGAUAGAGGGGUGGAUUUCUUGGAGGCAGCCGUGACAGGCUUCGGCACCAAGAAGGGGGACGACGAAAACAUCGCAAGGAUAGCAACUAUCCGGACUAAGGACGGGGACAUCGACUCAGAAAAUAGCAUCGUGAUCCUAGCGACUGGGAUUUGGACCUCUUCACUGCUUUCAACGGGGCAUAGCUCACCUAUUACACAACUUCCCAUCCCCAUCGUCCCCGUGGCACAUCCAUACACCUUCACUCGGCCUCGACCUCCACGUGCUGGCAAGCCAUCCCCCUUUGUCCGCUGGUUAGACCAUCACGUCUACGCGAGAGACCACGGUGACCGGGAUGGUAUGGGUUGUUACAAUCACGCUCCAGUCCUGCUGAACCCGGAUCAAAGCGCGAUCGGAGCGUGGCUGUCGGAUUUCGAGCAAGUACUCGCGGAUGCUUCUUCGGUACCGAAGAAUGGGGCUGAGUUCCAGGUCAGCGGACACAGUGGAGCCUCGGCGGAAAAACCGGAAGUAGCAGGGAAAGAUCCGUUUAAUGGUAUCUUCGCGGUAACGCCUGAUAAUCUCCCACUCGUCGGCCGCGUGCCCGACGUGGGCAAUCUAUGGCUGUGUGCUGCGAUUUGGGUCACGACUGCUGCUGGCGCGGCGAAGUUGCUGGUGAGGGAGAUUCUUGGUGAUGGCGCUGCUGCGCGCAGGGAUGCGAUGCUGCUGGACGCGCUGAGCCCGAAGCGUUUCUGGGGUCUCGAGCCCGACUUGCUUAUCAGGAGGGCUUUGGGGCAGUAUAAUGAUAUUUAUAACCGAGGGGCUGGGACGAGAUGA
Messenger RNA from Aspergillus lentulus, 1320 nucleotides. RefSeq names its product NAD(P)/FAD-dependent oxidoreductase. The record is from RefSeq and is a predicted model, not a curated record. NCBI's taxonomy places the organism in Eukaryota, Fungi, Ascomycota, Eurotiomycetes, Eurotiales, Aspergillaceae. Gene Ontology annotation, cellular component: mitochondrion; cytoplasm.